Paramormyrops kingsleyae is the source of this 2314-nucleotide messenger RNA. Its product is annotated as complexin-3. Gene Ontology annotation, molecular function: syntaxin binding. Gene Ontology annotation, cellular component: SNARE complex; terminal bouton. Lineage: Eukaryota; Metazoa; Chordata; Actinopteri; Osteoglossiformes; Mormyridae. Gene Ontology annotation, biological process: regulation of neurotransmitter secretion; neurotransmitter transport; synaptic vesicle exocytosis. The record is from RefSeq and is a predicted model, not a curated record.
GCGCAUUUUCUCUCUCUGACGUGUUGACGUCCGUACUGGGGAUCUUGCCGGGAAGCGAAUCCGGACGCCUGUUUCGGUACCAAGAAGGAGCCGUUUCAGAUCUUGGACCCGAGCGCUCUUCGACGGCGGGGCGAUGGCUUUCAUGGUGAAGCACAUGGUGGGGGGACAGCUGAAGAACCUGACCGGCACUUUGGGGGACGACAAAUCGGACGGUGAGAAAUCCGAAGCCGGUUCCAAAGGGAUGACCGAAGAGGAGUAUGAGCAGUACCAACAGCAGCUGCUCGAGGAAAAGCAGGAGAGAGAUGCCAACUUUGCCCAGCGGAAGGCAGAGCGUGCCACGGUCAGGACCCACUUCCGGGAUAAAUACCGACUGCCAAAGAGUGAAUUGGAUGAUGCACAAAUCCAGCAAGCAGGGGAGGAAGUGGAGCUGCCAGCAGAGCUGGCCAAGAUGAUCGCAGAGGACAGUCAGGAGAAGACCCACAAGCGGUCAGUCAUUGGGCAGCUGGGCAACAUCCAGAAUGUAGACCUGGACCAGCUGAAGGACAAAGCACAGUCCACGCUGGAAGACCUCCGGCACUCGGCCGAGAAGUGUGACGUCAUGUGAUCUGUGACUCCGCCUCCCCCCUGGCUCCUGGGGACCCGCCUCCCGCACCCUCGUCACUGCCGGUGACGGUCAUUGGUACCAACACAGACGUGACCACAUAAGUCAACUUACAUGCAAACCAACAAACACCAGCCAUUCAGGCCAAACCAUUUAAAUACACAAACACAAAAAGAGCGAGGAGUUAGAUUAUAGCUUUGUUGACCAGUCUGGUGAAGAAUUUAUCUGGAACUGUUCAGAACGAGCAAAAUAGUCUCAUUUCCUCAUUUAAUUUAACUUCAAUCCCAUUUUUCUUCACCUCCUUUUUUCAUUACUUUGUCACUCUCAAGCAGGGUAACGUCAAGCAUGUCCGCAUCCAAGUAAGAAAACUGUAUUCAUUGUAAACCCCCAUCCAUCCAACCAUCCAUCUAUGUUAUGAUGAACACAGGGUAUGAGGCAGGAUUGCCACUCCAUCAAAGCUCAUCUUUUUAACACACUUGUGUAUGAAAUCUUGAAAUGAAAUUGUAUUUUUUGAUAUAUGAGGCAUAGUAGCAUAAUGCCAACAUCCUAGGUGUGUGUGUGUGUGUGUGUGUCUGCGUGUCUGUGUACACACACACACACACACACACACAUACAUACACUGGAAUCCCAUGAACAAAGACAAGUAUUUUGUUUUCCAGUGUCUUGAUUUUGCCCUACACACAUGAAUACACAAACACGGUUAUAUAAUGUCCACAGAGAAAAUAUCCAAAAACUUCAGAAAAAUCAAGAAAUAAAUAAGUCAAUGAAACAAACUUCAUCUAAUCAGGCGGUCAAAAUUAUCAAAGUUGCCACACACUGCAGUGGUGGUGUGACAGUCCAGUGUUUCCCAACCCUGUCCUCGGGGCACACAGAUGCCUUCUUUGCUCCAUCUCAGCUCCAAAAGUGUGGACUGUCUGCGGGUCCCUGCAGACCAGGUUGGGAGACCCUGUGACAGUGUGUUUGCUGGGAGGUUGGCUGCUAUGGGCACGUGUGUCGCCUGCAGCCUUUGACCCGACAGUGUCUGCAGUCCACUGCUUGGUUGGCAGGUCCCACUGCGAUCCGCAGACACGCUGUGUGACCUGUCAUCCAGUCACUGCCCACUGAGAUCCCAUCCCCCGAAGCCCAUCUCUCUGUCCAUGUCGACGGUGAGUGCUUGUGCUGAUGGUUCAUUGUUGUAUCGCCAUUUGUUAAUUAGUGUGUUCAGCUUUCAGUCAGUGAGGUUGUCCCUCUCUUAUACUGAGUGUCGGUUGUUACAAAAAAUAGUUUAAAAAAUAAAUCCUCAUCUUGUCUAAGUAUAAUUAGUUAAAGUAAGAGAUAGACAAUCCCUGGGUGUUCAUGGAUGAAGGUGAGCUGUAAUAGUACAUAAUAUUACCACCCAGGUGUAACUGUUUUUCAAUUUCUGAAAAUAUUGGCUAUUUGGUAAAAUGCUGUGGCAGGUAAUGAAAAUGUGCAGUUUGUGAUACUUGUAGUGACAUAUUUAUAUAUUUUUGAUUCACUCAUUAAGUGAUUUAUUUUUAUGAAGUUACUGGUCUUGCUGUCAUGUCUGAGCCUCUUUGGGGUGGAACAAUAGUUUAAAAAUGACCUGAAGCCCAUGUUUGUGCAGGUUGUGCUUUGCAUGCAGCCAAAAGCAUCGCAAAAACCCUUUAAUAUUGUCAAUAUUAAUCAUCUGGAACAACUUACCUGAGCUCAAUAAAGAUAUACUAGGAAUAUCAA